AUGAGCAAACAGUACAUCAUCGGCGACUCGUCGCCAUUCCUCAAGCGGGUGCUCAUCCCCUUCUGGAUCAUCCGCAUCUUGAUCAUGCUUAUCCAGAUUGGUGUCUACGCCCUCCUCGUUGCCGGCUUGGGGGUGUACAAGGAUGACGCAAGGCGGAUUAUUGACGAGUACAACACCCACCUCACAUACGAAGCCAUCAUGGCCACCUCGGUCAUCAUCAUGGUCAUCAUCCUCGUCUGUCUGAUCUUCGAUCUCGUCAGCAUCAUCAAGCGCGCCAGACGCACCUUGGGCCCCAAGUUUUUCUUCUUCACCAACAUCUUCCAGACGCUGUUCUACGUCGUCAGCUUCAUUCUUUCCAUGAUUGGCGCCAGGCCAAGCGCUCUGUACGCCGUUAUCAACGUUAUUAUCCUGCUCUCCUUCCUCGGUCUUCUUGUCUAUGCUUCCAUCAUCUUCCACCAAUACCGCAAGGGCUCUCUCGGUGACGGCUCCGGUGGCAACCGCGGCACCUACGUGCCCGCUAGCAACCCCGCCGCUGUUCCCUUCAACCAGACCGCUGGUGUUGACACGGCUUAUGCCCCUCAAACUACUGGAUACGGCCAAGACUAUCCCCAAGAAUACCAGAAGCCCGCCUUUUACGACCACCAGGCGGCGAACCAGGCUGGGUAUGCCGGUCAGGGUUACGAGCCCUACUCUGGACAGCCGCAGCAGGUCAUCCAGCCCCCUCAGCAGGGGUAUGAGAUGCAGGGUCGCCAGGCUGUUUAA
Molecule: messenger RNA, 762 nt
Organism: Podospora anserina S mat+
Lineage: Eukaryota; Fungi; Ascomycota; Sordariomycetes; Sordariales; Podosporaceae
Exons: 2
Coding region: 1-762 (253 amino acids)
Source: RefSeq, a predicted model, not a curated record